Molecule: messenger RNA, 5656 nt
Organism: Terrapene triunguis (Three-toed box turtle)
Lineage: Eukaryota; Metazoa; Chordata; Testudines; Emydidae
Product: SWI/SNF-related matrix-associated actin-dependent regulator of chromatin subfamily D member 3
Exons: 13
Coding region: 77-1504 (475 amino acids)
Biological process (GO): regulation of transcription by RNA polymerase II
Cellular component (GO): SWI/SNF complex; nucleus
Source: RefSeq, a predicted model, not a curated record
GGGGAGAGUUGGAGAAAAAGACAGAAAAGGGAAAGAAAGAGGAAGAGAGAGAGUGAGAGAGGCUGAGCAGACCCUGAUGGCUACAGAUGAAGUUACAGGAGGGGCUCGCAAAGCUACGAAAAGCAAACUUUUUGAGUUUCUGGUCCAUGGGGUGCGCCCUGGGAUGCCAUCAGGUGCUCGAAUGCCCCAUCAGGGGGCUCCAAUGGGUCCCCCAGGCUCACCAUAUGUUGGAAGCCCCUCAGUGCGCCCUGGAAUGCCCCAAACAGUGAUGGAACCCACACGAAAACGCACAGCACCUCAGCAGGUACAACAACAGCAGGCGCAACAGCAGGUGCAACAGCAGCAGCAAGCAACUCAGACCCGAACCCGGAGUGCCAAGAGGAGGAAGAUGGCUGACAAAAUUCUCCCUCAGAGGAUCCGGGAGUUGGUUCCUGAGUCCCAGGCCUACAUGGACCUGUUAGCCUUUGAACGCAAACUGGACCAGACCAUUAUGAGGAAGCGGGUGGACAUUCAGGAAGCCCUGAAGAGACCGAUGAAGACACUCCUUGGAGAUGAUCGCUUCAACAGGGGACCUCGUGCAAGUGCAAAAGUUAAGAAUGCUCCUGAGCCCCUUUGUGAUAAAGAUCGAGACUGUGACUUGAUAUUCUGUGGGAAGCUAGAGUACAGAGAGAACAGCACAGGGUUUCAGAAAACCAAGAUCUGUGUGGCUGACGAGGAAGGAAGUGCCUCUGCGGGGGCCAUCAUGGUGAAGGUCAAGGCUCAAUCACCUCAACCCUGUGCAUCUUUCUGUCUGUCUGUUUCUCUCUCUCUCUCUCUCUCUCUGCUGCAGCCUCCACAGUUUAAACUGGACCCACGACUGGCCCGUUUGUUGGGAAUACACACACAGACCCGAUCAGCAAUUAUCCAGGCCCUCUGGCAGUACAUCAAAACAAACAAACUGCAAGACUCCCAUGAUAAGGAAUACAUCAACUGUGACAAAUACUUCCAGCAGAUCUUCGACUGUCCACGGCUAAAAUUUUCCGAAAUUCCUCAGAGACUCACUAAUCUGCUGCUGCCUCCAGACCCCAUAGUUAUAAACCACAUCAUCAGUGUUGACCCCAAUGACCAGAAAAAGACAGCGUGUUAUGACAUUGAUGUGGAAGUUGAAGAUCCCUUAAAAGGACAAAUGAGUAGCUUUCUCCUCUCAACAGCCAACCAGCAGGAGAUCACAGCACUGGACAACAAGAUUCAUGAGACAAUCGAAUCUAUAAACCAGCUAAAGAUACAACGUGAUUUCAUGCUCAGUUUCUCCAAAGAUCCCAAAGGAUACAUUCAAGACCUUCUCCGAUCCCAGAGCAGGGAUCUCAAGGUGAUGACUGAUGUGGUUGGGAACCCUGAGGAGGAGCGUAGAGCUGAAUUUUAUCAUGAGCCCUGGUCCCAGGAGGCUGUGAGCAGAUAUUUCUACUGUAAGAUCCAACAGCGCCGGCAGGAACUGGAACAGUCUCUGGGAGUGCGUAACACAUAAACAUUAUUCACAACCUCCCAUUGGCAUCAUGAAUCUAGAGCCAGUGGACGUCUCAGUGUUACUUAGCUCACUGUUACACAUGGACUUGCUUAAUGACUGGACAAGAAUGUGCCAUCAGCAACACCAGUCACAACACCAGCUUUAGCGUGACCCCUGAAAAUCCUGCUAAUGUGAGUGUCUCAAACCAUUCCAGGCCGGAGAGGGCACAAGAUUUCUAUUCCCCAUUGAGGUGUCCAUAUUAAUAAGGAUUAAAUGUUCAUCCAUCUACUUGCAUCAUUGAGUUUUAGUAGAAAGUUCAGACACUACACAGCAAACUUAUUGGACUAUACCAUAUAUUCAUGGGUGGGGGGGAUGCUAGAUGUUACAGGAGACUGUGGAUGUGGAGAAACAAAGGCGGUUCUCAUUCUUCAUGGUUUCAGCUGUGAUCUGAGAGUCUCCUAUGACAACUUUCUGCACUGAUAAUUCCCUGAAAUUGGACAAAAUGUUCUCUCUUCCAGCUGUGGAAUCAUUCAGUUUCCCAAACACAGCUUCCAUUCCAACUGGAACUGCCCAUUAAGUGACAAAACAUCUAAAAGGAAGAGGUACAGUCAGACCAUUCAUUCUGCAAGACCUUAUCCCAUUGAGUGAAAGAUGGAGUGAAGUCUGUUUCACCACACAAGCCAAUAACUCAUCAUGAUGCUCAAAUUUGCCAUGCUAAGAGGAAAAUAACUGCCUCUAUGAUAAGAAAACUGCCAGUGACAUCAUUGGAGCCAGUAGUGGUGAGGUUGGAGCCAAAAUGAAGCAUUCUGGGAAAGUGGAAAUGAUCUAGUGGUGCUUUUGCGUGCAUAACUGCUUUAGCUACAGUUAGUAUUACUGGAAGGCUACAAUGUAAGGUAUCUGAUUUCAUUACUUUUGUGCUGUGCUGGCUGUAACAUUAGGAACAGUGCUCAAGAGACGUUUCCUCCUGAUUACUGAAGUGCUGCAGCGUCCAAGAUGUGCAACUUCAUAGCAUGUAAGAAAAUUGCAGUGACUUCUCUUCUCUGACUCCAUGGAUGAACCCUAUGUUUCAACCACAGAUGUACUACCUAUACCAGAAAAAACUUUCAUCCCCUUUAUUUAAUCUGUAACUGUACUUCAGGAUGCUGCUGGGUUACAAGCACUAUCUGCCUCAAUCAAGUUCCAGCAGUAGAGAUUGAGAACUAGAAAAAACAGCUUCCCUCGAGAAGUAUAGGAGAUCCAGGCUAUGAAAAUUACAACCUAUUAAACAGCCAAGAAGUAGGGAGCAGUGGCACAUGCCCACUCUUCAAACUCCAUAUCUAUGUAGCUCCCAGGUCAGUCUGUAAUAAUAACCUAACAUGAUUCCCAGCCCAAAAAGCAGUUGCCAAAGUUGAAUGAAUAACAUAUUAAUGAUUGAGAAAUCGAACUCCUCUUCUGGGAUACUCCUACUUGCAUCCUUUUCUUCACUCUCAUGCAAGGAAAAAUAAGUUCAGGUUUGUAGUGCACUGUUCUUCUCAACAAUGUAGUUUGUUUUAAUAUUGCUAUCUCCUCCUCUGUCAUCUUUGCAGGUCUUCCCUGUUGGGGAAUUGUCCUCUUCUGGUGUACUCCUGAGUUUCCUUUGUCCAGUUCUGGAAGGGGACAUCCAUGCCUCUUCAUCCAUGUCUCUCUGCUUUUGUAUACCAUAGCUUUCACUCUGACCAUUGUGUUCAGAGACCUGUUUGGGCGUUUGAAUUUGGAUUGUGAUGAUGUAACAGUCAGUACUAUCUUAUAAAUUAAUUUGGUGUGAGACAGAUCCCUGCUUUGUCCUGGAUAGUGAAGCCUUUUAUUGUGAAUGGGGGAGCAUACUUCUCAAUGCUUGGGCUAAACCGUUUCAAUUUUAAAACCACUCCAGUACUGCGGUCUUAAGCUAAGGCUAGAGUGGGAAUGUAAGGUUCCUGGGAUGUGAAAGAUAUUCAGCUCUCAUUUACUCCAUUAACCUGACCACAGGCAAAACAUUCUGAAGGGAAACAGAGUGAGUUAUCUGCAACUGUGCUUCCAUAUUUAUUAGGCUGCUGUAUCAGUUGUGUGCAUGCUAUCCAGUGUGUAGGCUCUUUUCAGUACAUGUUAAACAGAGCAGCUACAUUCAGAGGAUGGGUUCAGUCUCCAGGAAUAAGAAAUACAUAAAUAAUACUUGUUUGUUUGUGUGUGUGAGGAAAGGAAGAGCAGGGGCUGGGGCAUAAGCAUGCAGCACAUGUGCCAGAGAACUUUAGAUUAGGUAAAUUUUCCCCUUCAGGUGCCAGAUGGUCAUGUGUGGAGAUUCCAGCUGUGCUGCCUCCACUGAUAAGAGAAGAUGGAGUGGCAACAGCCUUUCUUCCUUAUACAAGUCUGACUCAGUCCAGGAUUUAAUUGGACAUUUCUAUUACCCCAGGUCUGUGCUUUCUGGUCAGGUUAUUCAGAAUCACCAUUAGUGUUGUUGCUUCCAACUUAGAUAUUUCUACCACUGCAGUAUGUUAAUGCCAUAGAUUAACUAGCAAUAACAGUGAAUAUAUCCAGCUACAGGUUGUAUUCUCAGAGUCUCCCCCAAUGUUGUCCAGAAUUAUAUUCCCCAGUGAUUAUUCUUAGGAAUGGCUGAUGGCGAUCUCCCUUGGCUAAACUGAUUAUGGGAGUUUGAUUUUUGUCGUUGUUUAGAAACAGUCCUGCUCCUGCUCUUUUACUGAGGAAAUAAAGAGAGAAACAGUCCCGUGUAUUAUGGCCGUACAGCCAGGAGCUUGAGCCAAUACUGUAAGCAAGAAGGGAAAUUGUAUGUAGGGAGAAACAAUAGAGCAGGAUUGGGUAGAAGCCGAACAGCAUUGUAAUAAUGGCAGAAUUUGAACGAUAAACUAAAUUGAAUAAACUUAAUGGAUAGAAGAGGUUAGGAAGGCUCUGGAGAAAGCUCUCAGCAGAUGAUGAUAGAGGCAAAUCCUGCCUAGUGCAGGGAAAGGGCCUACAUGGACUAAAAGAUCCUUUCUGGCUAUUCUAUUUUGAUGCUAUAGGACAACACAAAUCUAUGCAGGGUGCAACAAAAAAUAGCAUCUGUCAGAGAAAGGGGGUAGAUAACAGCAUAUAGGUCCAUAUCUAUAUAUAUGGUGUAAACUAGAACCUAUAGCAGAUGACUGGGAACGGUUUAGUGCGGAAUCCAUGGUGUGCCAAUGCAUGGGGACAAGGAAGGUGCACCUUGGAGUUGAACUGUGAAAUUGGCAGGUUUGUAACACUCUUUUAGUGAUCCCUGCUUUGCACAGUGGAUAAGGAUUCAGAGGCAGUGCUUCCUAGAAAGUACAGAAUGAAAAGACCUAUUUGGCCAUCUAGACAGUUCCCCCAAAUGGGUGGCGGAAUACAGCGGUGGGAAGACAUGGAGCAGAGAGCACUCGAAGUGCUAUUAAAUCAUAGCACAGACUAAUCGGUGCAAUACCAUUUGGAUAUAGCACAGUCCAUGUAAUUCGGUAUGCUCUCUGUGUGUAUGCAAGUAUAAAUAUAUAUGUGGAAUAACCAAGUGAGACAGCCAGUCUGAUAACUACUGUGUAGGCUAGAAAAUGGGUAGGCAGGGCACAGCCUAAUAGUCUGUCAUAAACUUUGUCUGAAUUAUGGACAUUGUAGAAAUUUUUUUCACCAUUACUAACACUGGUUCAGAUGAAACUCGUAGUAUUGGCCAUUCUAGUGCAGAAAGCACUCCAGCUGCCAAUACUGAUUGUAGCACCAUGUUUAGAAUUGUGCCUUGCAGCACUGGAUGGCACAGUCCUGGAGCAGCUUGUGAGUCACCUACAAUAGAAUGCCCUUGUUAAUACUUGUGCAGUCAAGACUGUAGUCAGGUUUCUUUCUGUUAAACGCUCUUCCACAUUCAGUGGAAGCAGGUGAGGGCAAAGCAGACUGUUUUCCUGAAGAGUGCUUCCUCCUUUCUUGUAACUGCUCUGUUGUUCAGUGAGCUGCAUCUGAUCCAUCAGAUCUUACCUUGUAUGACAAACAGCUUUGCCAAUCUUAUUCAGGAAUGGAACUCCAUAACUUGUGUGUGUGUUUGUGUGUGUAUGGGGGGGGGGGGCGGAGAGAGUGACAAGAGAGAGCGAGAUUUCCUCUACUGUGUAGCCACCAUAUCUUUGUUGUACGAUGCAGAGUGAUUCGUAGAAAAGCUUUUAACAAUAAAUAAUUUGUUCCUUUGUAACCUUU